CUUUUUGUUUUUUCCAGGACUUAAGUUUCGUUUCUGGCUCUCCACAGGCAACAGUCAGUUUAGGUGGGGUCGAGAUAAAUAUGACCUGCUGAUCAUUAACAGUCGGAUGAGCUGGUGUUUCCAGUAUGCAGAGAGGUUUCCAGCUGGGCCUGCUGCUCCUGGCUGUCCAGCUGUUCCAGGAGGGUUUGGGUAAUAUCCCAGCAGUCACUCUGUCUGUGCUGGGAUUCAAUGUGUAUCUUUACAUGUUCCCUGCUGCUCCGCUGAUGAAGGCCUGUGUGAGCCUCCAUUAUGUGUACAAGGAUAAAGAGUGGCGUCGCCUCUUCCUGUCCCCCCUGCACCACGUGGAUGACUGGCACCUCUACUUCAACAUGGCGUCCUUCCUCUGGAAAGGCAUCAGGCUGGAGCGACGUCUGGGUGGAGGCUGGUUCCUCUACCUGCUGUCCGUCUUCUCUCUGCUCACCGGUCUGGUGUAUCUCCUGCUGCAGGCAGCGCUGACGCAACUCAUGGACGACCCUGAUCCGUUGGUGAGAAUGUUUGCCGCUCAAAGCAACGAGUGUGCUGUCGGCUUCUCAGGUGUCCUGUUUGCUCUGAAGGUGGUCUGUAACCAUUACAACCCCGGAGGUGUGACAUACCUGCUCCAUUUUCGUGUGUCCAACCAAUUCGCUAGCUGGGUGGAGCUGGUGCUGAUCUACCUGAUCCACCCUAAGUCCUCCUUGAUUGGCCACCUGGCAGGUAUCCUGGUGGGUCUGUUGUUCACUCUGGGUCCUCUGAAGACCAUCAUGCAGACAUGUGCAGAGAUUGUGUCUUCAGAGGGAAAUAACCUGCGACCAGGUUCAUUCUUCAGCUAUUCAGGCUACAGUGGGACCAGACGGGAUCACUCAGAAGCUCCACAGUAUGAACAAACCAAUGUGACGUCUGAUUACAGAGAAUCUGACAUCGCAGGACUGACAGAGGAGGAGCAGAUAGAGCUGGCGAUCAGAAACAGCCUGAAUAUUCGAGGAACACCCAGGCGGGAAGAAGCUGCACGUCGUCCUUCUGGUUUCCAGCCCACUGAGGAGGAGUUGAGACUUGAGGAGCUCCGGAGGAGUCGACUGAGGAGGUUUGACCCGGGAGUUUCCCAACAACGGAGCAGAAGGAGGCUGUAAUGAUGUCAGAAUGAUAAAACACUGAGCUCCAGUACAUCCCAGCUGAUAUUUUCUAUAAGUUAUUAUCGUAUUCUGGUCUGUUGAUGCUUCUUUCAGUUUUCAGGUGGCUGGUUUAGUUCCAGUAUUAUUUACAACAGCAGUAAACUUCUCUACAUUUUGCCUCAGUUUUCUGCCUUUUGAGUAAAAGGGAACAUCAUAACACCUUUUCUCAGUUUUCUCAGGUCAUGUCGCAUCAAUUUAAAAAAUAUUUGUGUAUUACUACUGCAAACACGAACCUGAUUUAGCCUUUUUUCCAGCAGGGAAAUACUUUUUUAAAUAAUUCAAAUGAAGUCAAAAUGAUACAACAUGAUAGAAAACAUUUGCACUUAAUUUGACAUUAAAUGAACUUGUGAAAUAGAAUUAGUUUUUAAAGUCUACAUGUAUUCAAAAUACUUAAAGUGAACCUUUUAGGCUUGUUUUGUAAAAAAAAAAAAAAAAAA
Messenger RNA from Acanthopagrus latus (yellowfin seabream), 1624 nucleotides. Its product is annotated as rhomboid-related protein 4-like. Gene Ontology annotation, molecular function: serine-type endopeptidase activity. The coding region runs from base 126 to 1145 and encodes 339 amino acids. Gene Ontology annotation, cellular component: membrane. NCBI's taxonomy places the organism in Eukaryota, Metazoa, Chordata, Actinopteri, Spariformes, Sparidae. The transcript is spliced from 8 exons. The record is from RefSeq and is a predicted model, not a curated record.